Vitis riparia (riverbank grape) is the source of this 1787-nucleotide messenger RNA. RefSeq names its product disease resistance protein RPS4-like. The transcript is spliced from 4 exons. The record is from RefSeq and is a predicted model, not a curated record. Gene Ontology annotation, molecular function: protein binding. Lineage: Eukaryota; Viridiplantae; Streptophyta; Magnoliopsida; Vitales; Vitaceae. Bases 63 to 1787 code for a protein of 574 amino acids.
UUGGCCUGUAGGCAACUAAAAAAAUUGAAGGCAUAUUCCUCAACUUGUCUCAUUUAGAAGAGAUGUUAUACUUUACCACUCAAGCCCUUGCAAGGAUGAAUAGACUUAGAUUGCUCAAAGUCUAUAACUCUAAAAAUAUUUCAAGAAACUUCAAAGACACCUCCAAUAUGGAGAAUUGCAAAGUGAACUUUUCCAAGGACUUUAAAUUUUGUUACCAUGAUUUGAGGUGCCUAUAUUUUUAUGGAUACUCUUUGAAAUCAUUGCCCAAUGAAUUCAAUCCAAAGAAUCUUGUUGAGCUCAGCAUGCCUUAUAGUCGCAUUAAACAAGUUUGGAAAGGAAUCAAGGUUCUUGCAAAUUUGAAAUUCAUGGAUCUCAGUCACUCUAAGUACUUAAUAGAAACUCCAAAUUUUCGGGGAGUCACCAACCUCAAACGGUUAGUUUUGGAAGGAUGUGUGUCUUUACAUAAGGUUCACUCAUCACUUGGAGAUUUGAAGAAUCUCAUUUUCUUGAAUUUGAAAAACUGCAAAACACUUAAGAGUCUUCCAAGUAGCACAAGUCAUUUGAAAUCGCUUGAAAUAUUUAUUCUUUCAGGUUGCUCGAAAUUUGAAGAAUUUCCUAAGAACUUUGGGAGCUUAGAAAUGUUGAAGGAACUUUAUGCAGAUGAAAUUGCUAUAAGAGUACCUCCCUCCUCUUUUUCUUUCUUAAGAAACCUUAAAAUAUUAUCCUUUAAGGGAUGUAACGGACCAUCAUCUACCUUAUGGUUGUUGCCAAGAAGAAGUUCAAAUUCCAUUGGUUCCAUAUUGCAACCUUUGUCAGGUUUACGUUCUUUAAUAACACUAAACCUAAGUAACUGCAAUUUAUCGGAUGAACCAAACCUUAGCAGUCUUGGCUUCUUAUCAUCGUUGGAAGAAUUAUAUUUAGGUGGGAACGACUUUGUUACUUUGCCUUCAACCAUCAGUCAACUUUCUAAGCUAAAGUUGUUGGGGUUGGAAAAUUGUAAAAGACUGCAAGUACUUCCAGAGCUUCCAUCAAGCAUAUAUUAUAUAUGUGCAGAAAAUUGCACAUCAUUGAAAGAUGUCUCAUGUCAAGCAUUUAAGUCACUACUUCCAACUGGCCAGCAGCAAAAGCGCAAGUUCAUGGUUCGCGUUGUGAAACCGGAUACAGCCUUGGCGGUUUUGGAAGCAUCUAAUCCUGGGAUUAGAAUACCACAUAGGGCAAGUUGUCAGAGGAUCGAUCCCGUUGUGAAACUGGGUAUAGCCAUAGUGGCUUUAAAAGCAUUUAUUCCUGGGAGUAGAAUACCAGAUUGGAUAAGGUAUCAGAGCUCAGGGAGUGAAGUAAAAGCAGAGCUACCUCCAAAUUGGUUUAAUUCCAACUUCCUGGGUUUUGCUUUUAGUUUUGUCACUUGCGGCCAUUUCUCUUGCUCUUCAGUUGAAAGCGGAUGUCUUGUUGGAGUCGGAUCACGUGUGCCUGUGUUAUGUACCACUUCCCCAGUUGCGGAAUUUCUCUCAAGUGACUCACAUCAAGGUAUCAUUUAUGGCAGUCUCCAGGGAGGUGAGAUUGAAAUUAAGAGGUGUGGGGUUGGUAUAGUGUACAGUAAUGAAGAUGGGAAUCACAACAAUCCCCCAAUGAUCCGAUUCAACUCUAUCUCCUCUCCUCCUCCUCGUAGUAAGUCAACCGUUGUCCUUGAAGAAAUCCAUGAGGAGGAACCUAGUGGAAAUGGGUGCCCUAAUGUUGAUGGCUCAGAAGAAGUGAGGAGGAGGAACCUAGAACUGCUACUGUCUGUCUGA